Odocoileus virginianus texanus is the source of this 1096-nucleotide messenger RNA. The record is from RefSeq and is a predicted model, not a curated record. Lineage: Eukaryota; Metazoa; Chordata; Mammalia; Artiodactyla; Cervidae.
AGCUCAAUUAUUUUCCCAACAACUUCGGCAAGAGCUUUAACAGGAUCCUCACAGCAUUACAGAAUAACCAAUGAGACUGUUUUCCCUCCUGCUUUUUAACAGAGGAAAGUGCCCCCCUCCUGCUUGGUAAGUGAGGAAAGAGGAUGCGAGGAGACAGCAAACAGAGGUCUUCAGAGGUUUGGUCCAAGACUUUCGUCAAUGGUCCUGACUGAUGGAGCCACAAGUCUCCUUUGCUCUCUAGUUUUUCUUUAGUCUCAUUCACCUAAUCCUCCUUUCAUAAGCAAUACAGAGAAAACAAGCUCCUGCUGCUCUUCAGGCGCUCAGAUUAUGGUGGCAGGAUCAACCAAACCGCACCAGGAACUCAAGAUCCAAGGAAGAACGGAAAAUCGAUGGAGCAAAGAAAUCUCAGGCUCAAGAUGAAAAAUCAUGAACCAGAUGGUACUAUCAUCAAGGAGAACUUAAUUGAUAUCAUAGCCCGAAAAAUUAACCAACUCCCAGAAGCAGAAAGGAAUCUGCUUGAAAAUGGAUCAGCAUAUGUUGGACUUAAUGCUGCUCUCUGUGGCCUAAUAGCAAAUAGUCUUUUUCGACGCAUCUUACAUGUGACACAGGCUCGCAUAGCUGCUGGCUUACCAAUGGCAGUGAUCCCAUUUUUGACAGCAAAUGUAUCUUAUAAAGGUUUUGUAAGUUUACCUUUGAAUACAGGUGAUCUGCAUUGUGAAACCUGCACAAUAACACGAGGUGGAUUGGUUGGUCUUGUUUUCGGUGGCCUGUACCCUGUUUUUUUGGCUAUCCCUGUGAAUGGUGGCCUAGCAGCUAGGUAUAAUUCAGCCCUGCUACCAGAGAAAGGAAACAUCUUAAAUUACUGGAUUAGGAUUUCUAAGCCUGUCUUUAGAAAGAUGUUAUUUCCCAUUUUGCUCCAGACUGGGUUUGCUGCAUACCUUGGGUCUAGACAAUAUAAACUACUUAUAAAGGCUCUUCAGUUACCAGAACCUGGCCUAGAAAUUGAGUGAUUGUUAAGCAAAUCUGUACACAAAAAUAAAACUAUAAAAAUAACCUAUAUCUAAUUAUGAAUAAACAGAGACUCGUACAUAAGGUA